Messenger RNA from Daphnia magna, 2172 nucleotides. RefSeq names its product mucin-5AC. The transcript has 8 exons. Gene Ontology annotation, molecular function: serine-type endopeptidase activity. Lineage: Eukaryota; Metazoa; Arthropoda; Branchiopoda; Diplostraca; Daphniidae. The coding region runs from base 371 to 1951 and encodes 526 amino acids. Gene Ontology annotation, biological process: proteolysis. The record is from RefSeq and is a predicted model, not a curated record.
UGUUCUCCGUCGAUUGGUUAAAGUCGUCACUCUUUUUUACACGAGUGACAUCGUCAGCCAGUAACGUAGAAGAAACGCUUACUGCCAAGGGAUGUCAGACCAAUGGAUGAACUACGUUAUCUUGGAAACCACACCUCCAGUAUUGCGAAAGACACAUCCGUAGUAGUAAUGCGGAGUUCGAUUCUGGAUUUCAUUAUCUAUCACGUACCUAACUUAAAAGCUAGUGACAAGUAUAGCUCAGGUUCAAUCCAGCUGCGUUCGACUCCGAAAUAAAACCGGAACAUUUCUUCAACGUGGUCAUCAGUUUGUAGCCACAUUGCUAUAUUAUUGCCACUCUUGAUCAACCAUCCCACUUCGUUCGUCCAUCACGAUGCGUUUCACUAUUGGGGCAAUUGGCCUGUUUUGCCUCGUCGGACUUGUGCAACCCCAUCCAUUUAAAGAGGUGGUUGAUCCCGACACAAUCGUGAAUCCGGCUACGGCUAACGAAUUUCCUUACACGACUCUUUUGUACUUGAACGGUUCCCUGUGUGGCGGAUCUUUGAUUGGCUCCUCCCACGUUUUGACAGCUGCCCGUUGCUUAUACGACCAUACCCUGUCGGAAGUGAGCUCUUUCAACGUUACCAUGAACCAAUUGUCAAUAAGCGGCGAUGGAACUGGUGCUGUCACCAGAGGAGUGAAGAAUUUCAUCAUUCAUCCCAAUUACAAUCCCAACACCCAAGAUAACGAUGUCGCUUUGCUGGUUUUAAACGCACCCAUUCCAAAUGUCGCACUUGUCACUCUUCCAUCAGACACUCGAGCUUCAAAUGUAAGAGCACCAACCACUACGCAGACAUCAAUCAAACCAACAGUAAGGGCAACAACUAAACCAACAAUUAAACCAACAGUAAGGGCGACAAAUAAACCAACAACGAAACCAGCAGUAAGGGCGACAACUAAGCCAACCAUUAAACCAGCAGUAAGGGUGACAACUAAACCAACAGUAAGGGUGACAACUAAACCAACAGUAAGGGUGACAACUAAACCAACAAUGAAACCAACAACAAGGACAACGAGAAAACCAACAACAAGGACAACAAGAAAACCAACAAUGAGACCAACAACAAGAAAACCAACAACGAGACCGACAACAACGAGACCAACAACGAGACCAACAACAAGGACAACCACUAGGACUACUACGAAACCAACAACAAGGACAACGACGAAACCAACAACAAGGACGCCAACGAAACCAACAAGGACGUCAACUAAACUAACAACAAGAGAAACAAUGAAACCUUCCACUACUAAAAGGACGACACCGAAACCAACAACAACGACGACAUUGGUGAGCUCGACAACAACGACCCCGGAGAGUUCAACAGCAACAACGACGGCCUUGGAGAGUUCAACAACGACCCCUGAGAGUCCCACAACGACGGCCCCGGAGAGUUCAACAACGACGGCCCCGGAGAGUUCAACAACGACCCUGGAGAGCUCACCACCAACAACAACGACUAUAGCAAUUCCAAGUACAACCACGACCAAUCCGCUAUGCAGAGCCAACAAAGAAAUGGCCGACGAACUUACACCACUAAGCGAUUUUUACCAAACCAUCAAAGCUUUCAGUCCUUACGCCAAUAGUCCCGCUACUGCUACAGGAUGGGGAACAACAUCUUCCGGAGGCAACAUUUCCCAAGUGUUGCUGAAAGCUUUCGUCACCGUUCUAGACAAUAGCGUCUGCAGCAGCCAAUAUGGCGUUCGCUUUAUUGGGACUGACAUGUUGUGUGCUUCUGCUCCGGGUACAGUCUCUUGCCAGGGUGACAUUGGUGGCCCGCUCUUGGUUGGUGGAGUACAAGUAGGUAUCACCAGCUGGGGCAAUGGUUGUGCUGAUCCUAACUAUGCCGGUGUAUAUACCCGAGUCACUGCUUACGUUAGGUGGAUCAAGACUGCACAAGCGAGCAAUCCAUAAGAUGAAACAUCUAGGCAAUUUCGUUAGUCCUUUACGUGCGGAUAUCUUUUCGUUCAUUUCGUUUGUUUUACAUUUGAAUUGGCGGUGGAGUGUGAUGCCUAUCUGGUUUGAAUCUCGAACCCAAUUACGAUUGUUAGAAUUAGGCUCAUACUAUGUGUUGCUUGGGUCGCAAUUUUGUGUCUUAAAAAGACAUAAUAAAAUUAUUCUUUAGCAAGUGAUAA